Microthlaspi erraticum is the source of this 408-nucleotide messenger RNA. The record is from the annotation of a GenBank genome assembly. NCBI's taxonomy places the organism in Eukaryota, Viridiplantae, Streptophyta, Magnoliopsida, Brassicales, Brassicaceae.
AUGGCGACAAGUUUCUCGAUCUCUAUGCAACCUCGUCUCUCGGCUACAACAGCAAGAUUCAGUCUCCAGAAACCGUUUCCGGUUUUCAACAAUGGAAAGACUAAUCUCUCCUUCAGCCUGCAACGUUCAAUGCCUGCUCGCCUCACAGUAUCUUGUGCUGCCAAGAAAGAGACAGUGGAGAAAGUCUCUGAGAUUGUGAGGAAGCAAUUGUCACUUUCCGAUGAUCAAAAAGUCACCGCCGGAACCAAAUUCACCGAACUUGGAGCUGAUUCUCUCGACACGGUUGAGAUAGUGAUGGGCUUGGAAGAAGAGUUCGGAGUAACAAUGGAGGAAGAUAGAGCCAAGGAGAUAGAAACAGUCCAACACGCUGCUGAACUCAUUGAAGAACUCCAAGCGAGUGCCGCUUAG